Balaenoptera musculus (blue whale) is the source of this 4173-nucleotide messenger RNA. It is a transcript of the gene TSPAN15, whose product is annotated as tetraspanin 15. The transcript is spliced from 9 exons. The record is from RefSeq and is a predicted model, not a curated record. Lineage: Eukaryota; Metazoa; Chordata; Mammalia; Artiodactyla; Balaenopteridae. Gene Ontology annotation, cellular component: membrane. The coding region runs from base 97 to 1284 and encodes 395 amino acids.
UCCCCGAGUGAGCGCCGGUGGCGGGGCGGGAAGCCGGGCAGGCAGCCUCAGGUGGGGCUGCUGGCAGCGAGGGACCCAGCCCGGGAGCCCCCCAGGAUGCCCCGCGGAGACUCGGAGCAGGUGCGCUACUGCGCGCGCCUCUCCUAUCUCUGGCUCAAGUUCUCGCUCGUCAUCUACUCCACGGUGUUCUGGCUGAUCGGGGGCCUGGUCCUGUCAGUGGGGGUCUAUGCAGAGGUCGAGAGGCAGAAAUACAAAACCCUGGAAAGUGCGUUUCUGGCCCCGGCCAUCAUCCUCAUCCUCCUGGGGGUUGUCAUGUUCAUCGUGUCCUUCAUCGGCGUGCUGGCUUCCCUUCGCGACAACCUGUGCCUUCUCCAAGCGUUUAUGUACAUCCUUGGGAUUUGCCUCAUAAUCGAGCUCAUUGGUGGCGUGGUGGCCUUGAUCUUCCGGAACCAGACCAUCGACUUUCUGAAUGACAACAUUCGAAGAGGAAUCGAGAACUACUAUGACGAUCUGGACUUCAAAAACAUCAUGGACUUUGUUCAGAAGGAGAUGGGUCCCAUAUGGGCAGGGCUGUGGUGCUUUUGCUCCCCCUUGUCUCUCUGGCACACAGAACAAUGCCCGGCACACACCAGCAUCUCAGUGGAUUUAAGUGCUGUGGCGGAGAAGACUACCGAGAUUGGAGCAAAAACCAGUACCACGACUGCAAUGCCCCCGGACCCCUGGCCUGCGGGGUGCCCUACACCUGCUGCUUCAGAAACACGACAGAAGUUGUCAACACCAUGUGUGGCUACAGAACUAUUGACAAGGAGGGAACGGUACCGCCUGCUGAGACCCAGUGACCUAGAGCCACCUUCUCAUCACAUUGUGUACGAGAAACUGAGGCCCAGAGAGGCUGAGGGACUCGCCUGGACCUGGGGUGAGUGGCAGAGUUGGGACCAGGGCUCCCAGGCGAGUGCUCAGCCAGACUCCUCCCCGGCAGCGCCUCAGCGUGCAGAAUGUCAUCUACGUGCGGGGCUGCACCAACGCCGUGCUCAUCUGGUUCAUGGACAACUACACCAUCAUGGCGGGCCUCCUGCUAGGCAUCCUGCUCCCUCAGUUCCUGGGGGUGCUGCUGACAUUCCUGUACAUCACCCGGGUGGAGGACAUCAUCAUGGAGCACUCUGUCACCGAUGGACUCCUGGGCCCUGGCACCAAACCCAGCGUGGAGGCAGCAGGCACGGGGUGCUGCAUGUGCUAUCCCAAUUAGGGCCGUGGCCUGGGGCGGCAGCUCCAGAAGGACCGUGACAGGACAGCUCUGCCCAGGCCACGUCGUGCGGGCCAGAUAGGACUGUGGCCCCUCUCUCCACAUUCGGCACUGACCAAAGCCCCGGCUGUGUUUGCUCAGGGCUCCCAGGCCGCCGCCUGUCUGGUGGGUGGAGCCCCUCCCCAGCGGCGGAAUUCUGUGCGUGCCCACCCUGCUGGGCGUGGGGAACAGGGCACCCCUCCUCCAGGCUCCGGCUGCUGGGGAAAGGGGAGCUUGGCGCGGGGCUCCAGACCCAUUUCAUUUCUGGUAGUGCCUUGGCCUUGGUGUUUGUGCCCCUUUGAGGGCAGUUUUGUAGUGAUUUGUAAUCAGGGAGGGAGGAGAGCCUGUGUGCCCCGAGGUGAAGGAGCAGAGGGGAGGGGUGCAGCCCCCAGGCCCCAGUCCUUCGGCCUCACCCCUGAGGCCACGUUGGGCCCGUUUCUCAGCCUCCCGGGUACCUUGAGCCCUCCACAGGGCUGCUGCUUUGUUGAUCCUGUUUUGUACCUGAUUUUUAUAACAUUCAUUUUGUACACAGUUAACAGGAGUUUCCGACUAAUCAAAGCUAGCUGUUCCCCCCAUUCCUCUUCCCCCACCAAGCCAGUUUAUUAAUCAGACAAUAAAGACAUGAUUUUUUUUAUUUUCUGGUUUUUUGUUUGUGCUGUUUGGGUUGAGAGUGAGGAAGACCUCCAGUUGGGCUUGGAAACCCCUUGUUGGUGCAAAGAUCGAAGGGGAGGCACCCUGAGGCCAAGAUUUGGGACAGUUUGGGACACUUGAGGCCCAGGAGGAUCAACCGAGGCUGCCUGUUCCCGGCUUGGAAUGGCCUCUCUCAUCCUUUGGUUUGUGGGCUGGGCCUGGAGCCUCCUGUGCCCAUCCUUCCUGCCAGGAAUUCACUUGCGGGAAACCUCAGGGAAAGAGGCAGAGAUGACAACCUGUUUUACAGACUGGGAAACUGAGGCCAAGCCACAGUGGCAUGAGUCUUCUCUUCGGGGAAGUGGGGCAGAUGGGAACUAGGAAAGUCAGGGGUCCGGGAAGGAGCAGUGCCCACAGAUCCACCCUCGACCUUUGGGCUAUAGAACUGGAGUGACUCUCGGACUGUAAACAGCCCAUUGUUCCAGGGCCUGGGGUGGGGCUGGACGGUGCUCACUGCAUAGCAAAGGUUGGUGCUGGUCGCCCCCUGCUGGAGACGGCAGGACCUGCGUGGAUCAGUCCACCCAAGCCUUCCUGCCCCAAGACUUGAGUUCUAGAUUUGCUGUGAGGUUCUUAGUAGCCAGGGCAAUAGAAAUAAACAGCAUGAGCCCCAAACCUGAAGAAUUCAAUUUAAGAGUGUUAAAGGAACUGCCCAUCACACCCACAAGAGGUAGGAUGCCUGGUUGGCCAUAUGUACAAGCCUGCAUUGUCUGAUGUGUAGGAAAGGGCAGAAGAGGGAUUUUUUUUUUUUUUUAAAGGAUAGAAUAAUGCAACAAUAGCAAGCACAUCAGUGAGCACACUCUGUCUCAGGAACUUGUCUAAACAUAGAUAUUAACUCCUUUAAUCCUUACAACUGUAUGUGGUAAAUCCUGUUAUCUCCAUGUUAUUGAUGGAGAAACUGAGGCAUAUUGUGGUUAAGUAACUUGCCCAAAGCACACGGCUGGUAAGUGACAAAGCCAUGAUGUGAACCUGGGUAGAAUCUCCCUGGCAUGCGGCCCCUCUGCUCUACUGAUUCUGUUGCCUCGUAUGGACACAUGAUACUAAGCGUGCAAAACCUGGGAUGGCUGUUACUGUAGCUGUCCCCAUGGGGUGGCCAUUGAAGCCGCUGCUGGAGCCUCUGCCUGGUCCCCAUUUUGACCAAUGCAUUCAAGGCCAGGUCAGACUCUGUGUCUGGCUGGUGCCCUCGUGGCACUCUGGCUCUGGCUGUUCUCUGAGGAUCCUCUCUGUGCUCAGAGGGUGUGGCAGCUGCCUUUGGGACAGCAAGAUGGCAGAGGCACCGAAGGGGUUGGGACUGCACUGAGUCUGCUUAUCCAAAGUCACAUUACCCUGGAAACUGGAAACCUCUGGUCACCUUGUCCUCCCUCUUCUCACCACCACUCACCAACACCCCUCUACCUCCCACUGCUGCUUCUGUGCACCAGGGAUCACGGGUUGGUGCCCACAGGUGGCUGAGUGCCGUGGACACUUAGCUCUUCUUUCUUUUUUUUUCCAAACCUCAGCCACUCACCUCUCCGGAAAACAAACGGAACCCAUGGAGAGGCCUUUCUCAGUCCUGCGGUUGGGAUGCCCCUGCUUUGCACCCUUUGUGCUUCAAAAGCAGUUACAUCAUCCUGACCCCUUGUCACACAAGGAUGGGAGAAUGACCCUCAAAGUGAGUCAUUUUCCCUCACCGUGGCACACACAGAAAAUGAUGAUAUCAGUGCAGCCCACAAUAUUUGUGAAGCUGGGGGAGAUUUGUAGGCUUUGAUUUUGGACUUUUUUGGUUCUAAUAUAUUUAUAAGAAAAACAAUAAAAUGCAUUAAGGAAGACUGGGUUAGUAUAAAAAUUCCAAAUAGUAUUCUCCAAACUUCUUUUUAACAGUAUAUUGAGGUAUAUUCAACCUAAAAUAAACCACACAUAUUUAACGUGACAAAUAUAUCACUAGUCAAACCAUCAUCACGAUUGAGAUAAUGAACAACCCCACCAUGCUAAAGAAAUUUCCUCUUGCCCCUUGGGGAGUCCUUCUUUAUAGCCCUUCUCACCACCCACUAACCCAUCUCCAGGUGACCAUGGAUCUGCUUUCUAUAUAUAUUAUAUUUUCCAAAAUUUUAUGUAAGUGGAUUCAUACAGCAUGGACUCUUCUUUUUGUCUGCCGUUUUUUGCUUAACAUAAUUAUUUUGAGUUUCAUUCAUUUCCUAGCCCAGAUCGGUAGUCCAUUCCUUUGUAUU